Messenger RNA from Nezara viridula (southern green stink bug), 3803 nucleotides. The record is from the annotation of a GenBank genome assembly. Lineage: Eukaryota; Metazoa; Arthropoda; Insecta; Hemiptera; Pentatomidae.
UGAGAUUUUAAUAGCAUGUUUUUUUUCUCCCUCUCUUUUCUAUCUUUCUGUAUAUACGGGAUCUAGUUUUUUCUGCCUUGAUGUUUUUUUCGCCUAAAUUGUGGAAUUGUUGCCAAGAUGACGGAGUUAACUGAUACUUGGAACUAAUUAAUGGUUGGAGUAGGGACUGAGGGUAGAGGGGAUGCCUUGUGUCUUCAGUUGUCGACUAGGACCCGGUUGGUGUUCUUGGAUAAUCUGAUGAAAUAUUGGACUUUUUACAAAUCUCGAGUUUCUUGUUUAAAGGAAGAUGCUUUUCAAAGUGAGCAUCCUUCUUCUACCUGUCGUGAUAGGUACUGCUAUAGAACAUUUAGAACGUCACAUUGCACUUACAAAUCCAGUUUCUGAGGGUGUUUCAUUUAUUGGAGAAAAGUUAAAUAUAUCAUGUGAAUCAUCUUGUAAUAUCUAUCAUGAUUGUGAAAAAUCCUUCAUUGAUUGGUACAAGAAUAACACUCAGUUAACAUCACAAUCGAUCUCCCCUCGCAUGAAGCUUGCAAAUCAAUGGUUACGAAUAAUGAACAUAAAGAAGGAAGAUGAAGGUUUAUAUGGUUGUUUCUCUAUUUCUACUGGAGAAUGGAGGAAUUUCACUCUAAUAGUUGAAGAAAAACUGCUUAAAGUUCCAGGAAUGGGCUUAGAAGAUGAUGAUGAAAUAAAUAUGACUGGGGAUAACUUGGAUGAUCCUGAUUAUGGAAAGCCUUAUUUCACCAAUUAUUCAGUCAUGCAUAAUUAUAUGGCAAAAAUAACUGGUGAAACCUGUACUUUGUCAUGCCCGGCAUAUGGUAUUCCUAUUCCCGACAUUAAGUGGUUUAAAGAUGGAAAUCAAAUGGAAGUAGAUUAUAACAAAUAUGUAGAAGAAGAUGAACAAUGGAGUUUUAUUAUUCCAAAGAUCAGUAGAAAAGAUGCUGGAAACUAUACUUGUGUGGUAAAAAAUCAAUAUGGAACUAUUACUCAUACUUCCAAUGUUCAAGUUUAUGAAAAUUUAAAAGAACUACCUCUAGUAAUUGAAAGUCCUUCUAAUAUAACUGUGAACAUCGGGGAAUCAGCUAAUUUUGAAUGUAAAGUUGUUGAUGAUAAUGUAUCUAAAACAGUGCAUUGGCUAAAGCAUAGCAUCCAUCCUUUGCAUUUGAACCUCAACAACAACCAACAAUUAGAACAGUAUUAUGUCAAAAGCAACAAUAACACUCUCUCCAUACGCAAUGUUCAAACAUCCGAUGAAGGAUGGUACACAUGUUUGGUGAUCACUCAACAGCGGAAAAAUAUUAGUAGUGCUUGGCUGGAAGUUACAGAAGAAGAAAGAAAGUUGGCUGGUUCUUUCAAUGACUCAAAACAAGUAGCAAAACCUGUUUUUACAAAACCAGAUAAAAUGCAUAAAGUAGUUGCUAAGCCUGCUGGUAAUACUUUACGACUGAAAUGUCCUGCUGAAGGUAAUCCAGCUCCUAAUAUAACAUGGACAAGGGAUGGUAUGACUCCUAAGAGAAAUUUAGGCUCAGUUCAAUAUAGACAGUGGUCAAUCACUCUUGAAGACGUAAUACCUUCUGACUCAGGAAAUUACACCUGUAUUGUUUGUAAUUUAUACGGAUGCAUAGAUUUUUCAUUUAAGGUUUUGAUACAAGAACGCAUGUACCACAGACCUAUAUUGACCAAAGUGCCGCAGAAUAUAACAUUGGUUGUUGGUUCAACGGGUUCUUUCGAAUGCAAGAUAUUGUCUGACCUCCAUCCUCAUCUUAGCUGGUUCAAGGGUCAAACCUCAAAACCAAAUCAAAAUCAUACAGUUAGCUUGGUGAAGAAAGGGGAUGAUAAUAGUGACCCAGAAAAACUCAUAAUACAUAAUGUUACCCAUGAGGACGAAGCAUGGUAUACUUGUCUAGCAGGAAAUAAGCUGGGUUACACUUCUUCCAGUGCAUACCUGAAAGUAGUGGAUAAGUUAGAAACAGAAGAAAGAGCCUUUUCAUUAAAAGUUUUUGCUGUGGAGAAUACCUUUAUACUAUUCGGUAUACUAUGCAGUGCCUUUUUUUUUGGAACAUUUGUCAUGAUGUGGGUUUUUCAGAGGCUUAAAAGGGACAAAUUGAAAAAAUUAAAUGCUAUAGAAGCAGAGAGAUCUGCAGCUAUCACCCAGUGGAGGAAAAAAGUCAUAAUUGAUAAACAAUGCCCCAAAAAUGAACAAGAUCCAUUAUUGAUGCCUUUAGUGAAAAUUGAAAAGCACAGGGCAUUAUCUAAAGGUGACAGCAUAGAACCUGAUUUAGAGUAUGAGUUACCUUUAGACUCAGACUGGGAGUUUCCGAGGGAAAAUUUAGUUCUUGGUGAAACUUUAGGAGAGGGAGCUUUUGGUAAAGUAGUAAAAGCUGAAGCAGUUGGUGUAAUUCAACCAGGCAUUACAUCUAUAGUAGCUGUUAAAAUGUUGAAAGAAGGUCAUACAGAUGCGGAAAUGACUGAUUUAGUUUCAGAAAUGGAAAUUAUUAAGAUGGUGGGAAAGCAUAUUAAUAUUAUAAAUAUGUUAGGGUGUUGCACUCAAGGUGGCCCUUUGUAUGUUUUGGUUGAAUUUGCUCCUCAUGGAAAUCUAAGAGAUUUCCUAAGACAGCAUAGACCAUCAUCUGGUUAUGAGCCUGCAAUUGGUGAAGAUAUACAAGAUAAUAGAAAUGUGCUAACACAAAAAGACUUAGUUUCAUUUGCUUAUCAGGUUGCUAGAGGAAUGGCUUAUCUAUCUUCAAAAAGAUGUGUACACAGGGACCUAGCUGCCAGAAAUGUUCUAGUUAGCGACAACUAUGUUCUUAAAAUAGCAGAUUUUGGAUUAGCUCGAGAUGUUCAUAGCAAUGAUUAUUAUAGGAAAAAAACAGAUGGCCGGCUACCCGUAAAAUGGAUGGCUCCAGAAGCACUGUUUCACAGAGUUUAUACUACUCAGAGUGAUGUAUGGUCGUAUGGUGUCUUAUUAUGGGAAAUAAUGAGUUUAGGAGGAACUCCUUAUCCUUCAGUACCUAGUAUGGAAAAAUUAUUCCAUCUAUUACGAACAGGACACAGAAUGGAAAAGCCACCAUGUUGUUCAUUAGAAAUUUACAUGAUGAUGCGGCAAUGUUGGUGUUAUCAACCUAAAGAGCGACCAUCAUUUUCAAAAUUGGUUGAAAGUUUAGAUAAAAUACUUAUGGAAACAGCAAAUGAGGAAUACUUGGAUUUAAGUUUACCUCAAUUGGCAACACCUCCAUCCAGCCUUGAAUCCAGCAUAGAACAGUUCCCUUAUCUUCUUUGAGUUACCUGUAAUAUUGAUGGGUUAUAAGUACAAAUCAUCCCUAAGUUAUUUUUAUUUCUUUGUAAUCUACAAGAUUAAUGUAUUUAUACUAGUUUAAUUCCAUUUGUAUAAACAGUCUGUAAGUUGUAAAUUUUGUUAUUUAAAGAAAAUUCUUCUUUACUGUAAAUACAUCUUGUAUAUUUUAUAAAUAGUUGUAGCCAUUUAUUAUUAUUGUCUUUAAAUGUGAUCAUUUAGAAUUAUUUUUUAUUUUUGUCAUUGUUGUACUUAAUAAAUAAAAGUCAUUGAAUUAAUUUUAAUAAUGGAAAUGAUACGUAAUAACCUUUCAUGUUCUAAAAAUAUGGUGCAUGACAUCACACAACUUUCACUUACCACCCUACUUUCAGUAGAAAUUGAUUGUUUUAAAAGUUAAUUAACAUUAAGACUAUUACUUGAAAUAUAAAUACAACCUUAUGAAAACAAAUAUAAAUUAUGUGGACUGUAUAUUCUUGGUGUCAAGCUGAAAAUAAAUUUUAGUUUUCUAUUUAUU